UGGGACCUUGCAUUGCGAUUCAACAAACAGUAUCUAUAAGGCCCCUAACGUGUAUAGAGUUAUUAGAAGAGAAAGAGAUCGGUUGCGCGCGCAAAAAAAAAAAGAUAAAAAAAAAGGCCCACACUGUAUUAGUGAGAGAGAAAGAGAGAGAGAGAGAGAGAGAGAGAGCGUGCCAUUCGCUGGUACGUCUGGCACUGACUUGACAGAGACCAAAAUCAUUAGGGUACCACGCAGGUGGGGAGUGAUUUAACAAUCAAGACACCCUCACUUCCCAAAAGAUCAUUCACCUAACGGUCAUCGUCGCAUUGACACCUUUCGUUUCUUUUUUUUUUUUUUUAAUCCGUGCGCUACUAUACAAGCAGGAGAUUCUUGCGGUUAUCAGUUUCUUUUUCAAGGGCAUUAAUUUUUUUUUUUUAUUGUGAAGUUUAUUUUCAUUUAUUUUUUUUUAUUGAAAACUUAUUGUGUUAAACAAUAUUGACAUUUAGUGAAAAAAUUUCUGAUUGUAAUUGGAAGAUUUCAAUUAGAAUAAUUGAUAAUAAUAGUGAUACAAAACAAAUGAUUAUGAAUAAGGACUGUGAUUGAAUUUUCUUUUUUGAAAAAUUUAUGUGCCUUUAGAUCAAAAAUCUUUGGAGGAUUGUGUUUUUUUUUUUUUUGUUAAUUUUGAAUUAAUAAGUGAUAAUUGAAUUUUUUUCAAAAGUGACUGAUGGAUAAUAUUUGGAAUUUGUGUUUAUAAAAUAAUGGUGAUUUUACAAUUAGUGAAUAUCAAAUAUUUCUUGUGAGGAUUUCACGAUUUUUUUUUUGAAAAUUGGGAUUUUUGAAAUAAUUGCGAAUUAAGCAGGAAAUAAAAGAUGAAUCAGCAAUGUAAAGUGUGCGGGGAACCUGCAGCAGGUUUCCACUUUGGUGCAUUCACCUGCGAGGGCUGUAAGUCCUUCUUUGGUCGCUCCUACAACAAUUUGAACAGUAUAUCGGAAUGCAAAAACGGAGGAGAAUGUGUGAUAAAUAAAAAAAAUCGAACGGCCUGCAAAGCAUGUCGACUCAGAAAAUGUCUCUUGGUUGGAAUGUCAAAAUCCGGUUCAAGAUAUGGUCGAAGAUCAAAUUGGUUCAAAAUCCAUUGUCUUCUUCAGGAACAACAACAGCAGCAGCAGCAACAGCAUCAUCAUACAAUUCAAAAUCAACAGCAAAGGCCAAAUCCAACAAGUCCAGUUGCAAUUCAUCAUCAUCAUCAUCAUCAUACACCACGAAAGGACGAUGUUCUUCUCCUUGGACUUGAUGACUAUAAAAAUUCCACAUCUCCCAGUAUUAGUUCACCGGAAUCGCACAAUAGUGAUAGUUCAAUUGAGGUUUCAGAAAGGAGAGCCGCCUAUGGACAUCAUCAAAGUUUUAGACCACUUCAUUCACAUAUUCAUCAUCCUUCGGAUUUAUCAACCCUGGGAAAAGAGAUUAUGGGUCUACCACUUGGUUUUCAUCUCGGUGGUAUGUCACUAUUACCACCUGCUUUCCUUCCACCUCCAAGUUUAUCAAUGUUCUCACCAUAUCAACUCUAUGCAUCAUCUCAUGGUGCCACUCAUCCUUUAUUGAAUCAUUCGACUCUUCAACAAUCACAAAUUGGUAAUACACGACAUUCGUCAGACAAUGAAAAUUGCACCAAUAAUAAUGAUCGAUUGACGCAAAAUCACAAUAAUACAAGAUCAAAUACACCGGAGAGUGAUGAACAUGAGGAAUUGUAUUCGAAACGAUUUUAUCUUGAUGGCAUGGUGAAGAAUGAGAGAUCAACAUUGUCCGAGAAAACACAAUCGGAACUUGACUCACCACCUGGAAGUCCAGAUCCAGAUAAUGUUCCACCACCACAAGACAAUCCUAUGGAUCUUUCUAUGAAGACGGUUGUGGUGGCAUCAAUGAAACAUUCAAGAAGUAGUGAAUAUCUUGAUGUAGAUAAUGAUGAUGAUGAUGAUGAUAAUGAUGAUGAUAAUAAUGUCAGUGACAGGGACAGUCCACCACUGAAGAGAAGACACGUGGCUAUUGAUCUUACAACACGUACUUAAACAUUCUUUUGUACUAAAGGUACUAAAGGAGAGCUAUGUAGAAAAUCUCUCGAAUCUGUGAUUGAAGCUAAUGAAGCUUAACAGUGGUUCUAAAGAAUUUUAUAAGAAUUCUGAUUUUCAUAAUGGUGUAUUAUGGAUACUUUUAUUCUUCGAAAAUCAAAUCCUUUUCUGAUCGAAUGAAAAUAUUUUGCCCCAAUGGAACAAAACGACUAUACACAUGUUUCUUGUACUUGUAAAGAUUAAAGAUUCUCUGCAGGAAUUUCGUCAAAAAUUCUUUGUAAAAAUUAUGCAAAUUCAUUUUUGACAAUAUAAUUAGGAAAUAGAUUAAAUGAGGGCUUUUUAAAAUAGAUUUCACAAAUAUUUAACGGAGAAAAUUGAAUAUUGAUAUAUCUGAAUGUUAAAGGUUAACAUUUUAUUUAUCCUUUAAUAUCAGGACAAUUAUUAAAAAAAAUUUUAAUUUAAAUAUCUCUAAUAUUAAUUAUUAUUCUCUAUCCGGUAAGAAAAUUAAAAUUAAAUUCUCUUUUUGUCCAUAAAUAUACAAAUCGAAUUUCUAGAAGAAAUUUAAAUAUUCUUUUCUAUUCCCAACCGUGAUGUAUAUUUUGUCUUAUUUUUGUAAAAACUUAUCAAUUUUUACUUAAAUAUUAAUUGAAAUUAUGUUUUAGUUGUUAUAGAGAAGGAAUUUUAUUUUUCCAAUAUCUCGUUGGAGAAUAAAAAUAUUAAAAAACUUUUAUACUUCUUAGCAGGGUUUAAUCUAAAAAUAAUUCCCCAUGACAGAAGAAAUGAAACCUAACCUCUAAUUUUCAAAGUUUGUUGAAAUGCAUAACUUUUUUUAUGCUACAGAAAUUGAUUUUAGCGAAUAUAAAUUUUAAUAUUAUAAAGUAAACUUAAGGUAUAUUUUUGAACUUUUAUAUUUCUUAACAUUUACCUUAGAAAACUAAAAAAUUAAUUUAUGCAGAUACGUUGUUAUAAAGAAACAGACUAAAAUGGCGAAACAGACUCGUGACCGUUGCGCAUCCGUUUUGAACAUUGUAUUUAAUAUUUUCAAUAGUAUAUUUAAAUUAAAAAUUUUCUUUUAAUAUCCAGUUUUCUUCGUUAAUUGUAAAACUAUUUAUUAAACAUUAAAUAGUUAAAAUAGUUGAUAAUAACUGAAAACAUCGAUACAGGUUGUGAGAAUUAUUAUGUAAAAGCAGUUUUUUCUUUUUUUUAAUAUUUUUUUUUUUUUUUAAUUAUCAAUCUGUAGAAUAUGUUUAAAGUCUAUCUGAAGUCAUGUUCAUUGAUAAAUAUAUAUGUCAAGGGAGCAAGCACAUGUUCUCAGUGUAUUGUGUAUUAAGGACUAAGCCGAAAACACGUGUCGAAGUGCGAAGCACAUUAUCUUACAAGUCUUCGAUACCACUAUACCAAUGUAAACUCUACAUCUUUGAGUCUCCUUAUUCCACUUUAAACAAAAGCAAACUAAAUUUCAAAAUUUCCGUUUUUUUUUUAAUUUAAAAAAAAAAGUUUCCAAAAAUUGUAUUUCGCCAUUAUUAUUAUUUGAAAAUUUCUUUCAUGAUAUUAAGAAAAAAAUUUAAAUAAUCAAAAUUUUUUUUAAUUUAUGAAAACAAAAAUUUUAAUUUAUUUCUUCAAGUGAAAAAUAGAUUUUUUUUUUUGGUUUCGAAAAGAAAGUAAAUUUAAGGUAUAUUUUUAAGAAAAAAUUUUGUAUACCUUUUUUUUUAGAAAGAGAGAUGAUAUCAAAGAAGAGACAAGUGGUUUUAAUCUUGUUAUAAAAACAAGCGAAUUUCUGUACGAGCAUUUUAUCCACAGAUACAAGAUCGUCAUUCAGAACACAAGUUCCCUUUUAACGCGCGCCGGAUCUCAAGGAGUAACCGAUUUGUAAGACAUGGUUCUUCCCUCAUACCUUAUUGUAUGAUGUUUCAGAAUUUAUUCUCCGAAUGCCGUGCGAAAAACAAAAGAAAUUAAAAAAGAAAAGAAAAAAAAAAAAAAAACAAUAAUUAACAAGUGCAGAAUUAUAAUCUGGCUCGUGGAGAAUAUUUUUACAAAAAUUAUUUCGAUUCAAGAUUCAAAAAAUAUUCUUCACAUAAUUAUAUGGAAAUUUUUUUAUUCCAUAAAUAAUUUAUUUUCUUUCUUUGAAAAAAAAAAAAAUUGUAAAAAAAAAAUUGAAAUUUUUCUCAACCUUUUGUAAAUAUUUGAGAAAAUAAAUUGUACAUAUAAUUUUUUUUUUCUAAAAAUUCCCUUUUUUAAAUAUAAGAAAUAUUUAAGUAAAUCAUCGAAUUUUUCCACAGAAAGAAUUUUUUUUUUUUAGGUAUAAUAAGUUACCAAAUUGGUUUUGAUGAAUUUAAGUCAAUGAAAGGCCAGUAUUUUCACGUUACCUUUUUUGUAAUUAAAUAUGUAUAAUUAUUUAAAUUGAAUCUAAAUUCGGACAAGUGUAUUAUUUUGUGUAAAAAGCAUUUUUUUUUUGACUCUUACUGUGAGGAAUCUCUGUCUUAUAAUAAAAUGACGUUGUUAAAACAGGGUCAAAUAAUUGUAUAUAUAUAUACCUAUAUGAUUGAUAAAUUUUAUGCGACUAUAAGGGGACGGAGGCCAGUUUUUUUUUAUAAUAUAUAAAAUAUGUAAAUAGAAAAAUAAAACGUGCGUUAAUGAUAUGGUCCGUUGCAUUACAAUGUGAUUUGUUAUACGCUCUGCUUGUAAAUUAAAUUCAAUUUGUUUGGCAAUAUUUGUAAAAUAAUUUAUGUAUUUUCUUUAAUUUUUUUUUCUACGAGAAAGCUAAUGUGUACAAAAACAAAAACAAAAAAAAAACGACUGGAAAUUUAUAUAUUUUUAUUUAUAUAAAAAUAAGAUAUAUUUCAUAUUUAAUGAAAAUUAUGCGGUGCCAAAAUUACAAACGUCAAUCAUUGUUAUAAGAGAGGAUCGAGAUUUAUAAAAAUUAUUCUAAGUUAUUAGCAAUGAAGACUUUCGAAAAAUAUAUAAAAAGUUUUAUUCAAA
Molecule: messenger RNA, 5021 nt
Organism: Leptopilina boulardi
Lineage: Eukaryota; Metazoa; Arthropoda; Insecta; Hymenoptera; Figitidae
Product: knirps-related protein-like
Exons: 3
Coding region: 849-2042 (397 amino acids)
Biological process (GO): regulation of DNA-templated transcription
Molecular function (GO): sequence-specific DNA binding; zinc ion binding; DNA-binding transcription factor activity
Source: RefSeq, a predicted model, not a curated record